AUGGAGGGUCAACAAUCUGAAAUGGAGAUAGAGGUCCCUGAAUACUCUGACUUUGUGGAGCAAGAACAGAUUCAGAAGAGAACCUUCACCAACUGGAUCAAUGCUCAGCUAUCUAAGAGGAGCCCUCCCACAACAGUGCUGGACCUGUUCUCUGACCUUAGAGAUGGGGCUCGCCUCCUUGACCUGCUCGAGGUGAUGAGCGGCCAGCGCAUGAAACGGGAGAGGGGCCACGGGUUUUUUCAGCACAGGGGUAACAUUCAGACGGCCUUGAACUUCCUCAAGAAGAAAUCGGUUAAACUGGUGAACAUCAACAUCCCGGACAUCAUCGAGGGACGUCCCUCCAUCAUCCUGGGCCUCAUAUGGACCAUCAUCCUCCACUGUCACAUUGAGGAGCUGGCCAGCACACUGUCCUUCAGCUCACGCCACUCUUCCUUGGACUCCCUGGCCAGUCUGGACUCUCGCUCCAGUAGCCCUGCCCUGGGAAGCCCAACCCCAGGUAGUCCUGCCCCUCGCGGGCGAGCUUCGCCCCUCCACACUCGCUUCCGCGUCUCGGCCAAGAAGGCCCUGCUGAUGUGGGUCCGAGACCAGUGCCAAAGGGCUGACUGCUCCCUCAGUGUCAAGGACUUUAAGUGCAGCUGGCGCAGUGGGAUGGCAUUCCUGGGCAUCCUGUGUUCUCUGAUGCCAGACCUGGUGGACCUAACUCAGGCCCAGUCUAGAAGCAACCAGCAGAACUUGGAGGAGGCCUUCCGUCUGGCUGAGCAGGAGCUACACAUCCCCCGUCUGCUGGAGCCCCAGGACGUUGACGUGAAAGACCCAGACGAAAAGUCCAUCAUGACCUAUGUGGCCCAAUUCCUGCAGUAUUCCAAUGACCUCCCCACACCACCCGACGAUGAUGACCUGCAGGCCUCACCCAAUCAAAGGGCCCGGGAGGUGACCUGCUGGCUACAACGGACCUAUCAGGAGCUGCUGGAGGUGUGGGCCUCCACGGAGAAAAAAGCCUAUGCAGAGCGGUAUCAGGCAUUCCAGGCAUUUGCGGUCUCCUUCAGUGAGCAGCGACGGCCAGUGAUGCCCCUGUUGGGAGCCAUGCGACGCUGCCCGGAGCCCAGCGAGGAGCAACGUGCCCUAAGAGCAGCCUGGGACUGCCUGGAAGAGAAGCUGCGACAGUGUAAGGCUGAGCUGGAUACGUAUCUUCCUGCGCCAAUGGACUGUGUCGGGGCGUGGCUUCACCGUAUGGAGGCAGUACUAUCUGAAGAGGGAGGAAAUGCUCAGGACCACGCCUGUGCUGCCAAAGAAGCAAGAGUCAAACAGGAGAAACUUAAGAAUUCAAUGGUUGAGUUGAGCAGCCACCUCAACAUCCUUCACACGUUCUGCAACCAGGCUGAGACCGGUGCUGUACUCGUGCCUGUGGAGAAGUUAGACGAAAUCAAGAGACGUUUCACCAACGCCCGUGUCACGGCUAAGUACCACGGGAUCAAACUGGAAUACCGGGAGCACCGGCACACUGUCCAGGAUCUACUGGCUCAAAUUGGUGCCAAGUUACGCUCCUGGAAAGGGCCCUACAGCUCCCAGGAUGCAGUGCGUCUGCUCCUACAGGACUGGCAUGACACAGUGGAUCGCCAAUGCCUAGUUUCUCAUCUGAUGGAUGCCCUCCAAAAAUUGAAACAGACAGCCAGCACUUACACAAGCAAGGCAGCUCUGGGUGAGGAUGCCCAGCUUGUCAGUAGGCAGGUGAAGGAGGCAGAGAGUGACACGGCCACGAGCACAGAGGAAGUGGCGGCAGUGAAAGGCACCAUAGAACGUGUGUUGAGUACCUGGGAGGCCUACCGCAAGAAUCUUCCCCCCCUACAGACGUGGCUGGCUCAGGAGUCACAGUCACCUAUACAGUCCUCUGGGACAGAGGGGACAUCCCAGCAGGUGUCCCAGUGGAGCACCCUGCAGGCCUACCUGAACGAGGUGGGUAACUUCCUCAUCGAGGUCACAGACCCAUCUACCAGCAAAGCUCUGGUAGCCGAACUUAGUAAGCUGAACAUGCAGUGGGCCGCCUACAUGAAGAGGACUAUGUUUGAGGUAUCGAACCAGCUCAGUGCUGGUCCUCUGAGCAUCCAGGCGGUACAGGCUCUGGCCCAAGAGGCAGGCUGGGUGCUGAGGGAGCGCCUAGAGGUGGAGUCUGUCCCACUGAAAGCCUACAAGAAGAGGGUGCAGCUUUUGAGUAAGAAGAUAAUGGAGGUGGAUUUGGGUUCUCUCAGCCCAUCCCCAGACUUCCCUGUGGACAAAGUGGAAAAACUCAGACAUACACUCCCGGAGGUUUGGCAAGCGCUGGCCAGAGCGGAAAGGACAUGCAGUGAUCUGCAGAGGGCCACGUCCAUGUUAGAGGGCCGUUUGGCCGAGCUGAGUCACUGGGGGACCGAAGCCCUGGAGGUUCACCAACACCUGGAAGAGAGGAAACCUGGAAGAGAGGCCAAAGCACUGAUCUCUCGUGGCCUGCAGCUUGAGGGCCAAGUGGUGACAGAGGGGCAGGACCUGCAAGUCCUGGUGAAGAAAGCACAGACGAACUCCCCUAUUCAACACCUCAAUGCAGCUGCUUUGGAAGACAGAGUCACAGAAGCAGUUGCUCAGGCUCAGGAAAUGGUGGAGAUGCUUAGCUCCCUGGGGUCAAGGCGAGCUCGGGUGCCGGCGGGGGAUGAGCCACCACCCAAGGUGGUAGUCCGCUGGUACUCACUGCCAGAGACCCAGACGGGUUCAUUUGCAGCGGCCACAGCCAAGAGCAAGAGUGACCUGCCAUCCCACGCCAAGCUUGUAACUCAGACACCCCCACAUCGGCGGCACACAGAGCCCCAUAGCCCACUGCAAGGGGAUCGUCUAUCCCAGGCCAUCAGCCAGACAGCCACCACCAAGGCCCUAUCACAAAGUCAACCUCACACUCAGGCCCAAACACAGCCUCAGCCGGUGGGCCUCACUCAAUCUCAGGUUCUGACUCAAAACAAACCUCAAACGCAGCAAACUCAAACUCCCAUUGAACCUCGAGUUCAGCUUCUGGCCCAAAUUCAAACAUACGCCAAACCCAGUGAAACUCAACCUUUGAACCAAAGCCACGAAGAGCAAGAGCAGCAGCCUGUGGAUCAAUCUUUGUACCAUGUUCCCACGGUGCCCCAAACCCAGUCUGAACCAACUCAAAAACAGAUCCACAUCCCCAAAUUCAGAGUUAAAGGCCAGCUGAGGACCCAGAACCCUCCUCAACAGGGUAGCGACCAAGCCUCUCCACACCCACCGUUCAUGGUCCAUAGCGAGAUCUACUCGAAAGCCAAGGCAAUGGCUAGGAGCAGGCUGGAGAAGGCCAAGUUUCGCUUGCAAGAGAACAUCCAGGAAGCCAUCUUACUCUUCAGUGACCGAGAGAUGUCUGACUGGCAAGCCAAGAGAAAAGAGAGGGCCCUGGGUGCUUUGAGGCCCGCCAUCCUGGAGGAGUUCCUGGGGGCCGCUGAGGGUUUGGGGGCCCUCUGUUCUGGGGCCCAGCUCCAAGCCGUGAAGCUACUGUCUCUUUCAGUAAGGAGCCAGUGGGAGGCAUGUCUACCCACAGAGGGCAGUGCGACGCUGAGGGGUGCAGAGCGCCUGGAGGCCCUCAGGGAGCUGUGUGAGACCCUGGCCCCGGAAAGUGCCCCCAGUAGAGCUGCAGUCCAGCGAAGGGAGUCAGGGGGAGGGCAAGGGAGCAUGCUGCCGCAACUGCAACACGGUGCCACAGGGCCCCCACAGGACAGCAGGGGGUGCGAGCCUGGAGAUCACACCCUGCUGAGCGAGACUGGCCAGCAGGCUGGCCCACAAAAGCAAAGCCAGGAGCUCCCACAAAAGCAAGCUGGACACCGCUCUCAGGCUCUGCAAGACCAGAACCAAACCCAACUAAGACAGGACCGCCCACUGCAAGUCCAGGGUCUCCCACUGCAGACCCCGGAACACCCACUCCCAGUCCAAGAUCGCCCAUUGCAUGUCCAGGGCCGCCUACUGCAAGUCCAAGGGGGUCGUUUAAUGCAUGUGCAGAAAAGCCACCAACAAGGCCCAAAUCACACUCAGGUGAUUGUCAGGGGCGAUAGCGUGGAGACCGAGCAGCAGGCACCUGAACGGACAGUCAUCCCGGCCACCGACACCACCCCCACACAGGAAGAGGGGUCGUCGACGCAGGAAGUGGUGGAGAGGUACAGAGCUUCCCGUUCAGCCUUCCAUUCACAGCUCCAGAGAAACAGACAGAGUCUGGAGAGAGAGUUUCAGCCCGAGCCAGUCACCACCUCUGCCCUGCACAGCCACAUCAAGGAGCUACAGGCUCUUAAGCAGGAGACUGAGGUGCUGUGGUUUGAGUUUGAGCUGCAGUCCUCCCAGGUGUCCCAGCAGCAGAGUGCAGAGGGAGGUGGACUGGAGGGGGACAGUGAAGGGGCCAAGCUUGUUCAGCAGUGGAGAGGCCAGCAGAUCUGCCUGCAGACCAGAAUGGCUUCUCUGGACACCACCGUGGAGCUGAUGGAAUCAGCAGACUCUCAGAUAUCACUGAUCUCAGACCAGCUUGACCGCAUCACCAGGCAGCCCAUAGCUAUCUCAGCCUAUGGGCUGACUGAUCCCUGGACUGUGGCUGACUUUAAGGAAAUGGACCAGCGGCUCCACGCGGAGCUGAAGUGCGUGUCGGGGCAGACCUCCGGGGGGGAGGCCCUAGACCCCUCUACACCCCCACCCCAGUGCCACCGCCUCCACCAGCUCAGACAGACACUAAAGAGGGUGCGCUCUGCCGCCGGGGCCCUUGAUCGCUUUCUAGCCCAGAUACGAGAGGCCGACGCUGAGAUACAGGCUGCGCUGGUUCCCUUGGACCACUGGCAACAUGGAGAUGGUGCGACCCGGGCCCGAGGCAGACAUUCCGGGCUGCUGUCUAUCCGGCAGAGUGUGAGGAAGUACGGAGAAGAAGCCGGGAGCGUGGAUGGUCUACUGGAGGCAGCCGGAAUGGAGUUGACAAUGGAAGGAGCUGCUGUGACUUGUCGUGACACAGUGGCAGCGUUGUCACGGCGACUGGAUGAGGCAGACCUCGAGUUGGCCGGAAGCAGAAUUGGGAGGGGACAGAAGCAGAAGGAGGAGGAGGAGAGUUCAGGCCAGAGGAGGAUGGCCCUACUGGUGGUCCUGAGAGAGAUUCAGAGGGCAGUGGAGCAGCAGGGACUGAAGGAGCCGACACUCCCUGCAGUGCAGCACAGGAUGCGUGCAUUGGCAGACCUGGAGGGGCGUCUGGCUGCGCUGCGCUCUGAGCUGCAGAGUCUAGAGGCUGCAGACCGUGCUGCUGCGCAAACGACCCCCAACCCCGAGAGGGGCGGAGCCACACAGGAGCUGGAGACAUUGUGGGAGGAGACCCAUAGAGCCAUUACAGAGAGGCUGGAUCGUUGUGGAGGUCUAACAGAAUUACUGAAGAGGUUCCAAAUGGUACACAGUCGUCUAAGCAGCACCUUACAGAGGGCCGAGCGCACCAUCAGUGAACAGGCCUCGUACAUGGGCAAAGACAACCUACAGAGACUCUUCACUAAGGUCCACAGCACCAAGGCAGAGUUGAGUGGUCUCGGGGAGGGAGUGGAGGAGAUGCGAGGCGUCUGCAAGCAGCUGCAGUCUCAGCUGCGCCAAAUCCUUGACUACCCUGAAACUCCAUUUGAGAGCGAGGCUGACACCCUGAUGGACCGCUGGCUAGAUGUGACAGAGAGGACGGACUCUCACCUGGACAACCUACGCAUGGGGCUGGACCUGUGGGAUGGGCUGCUACAGCUGGGCGGAGAGGUGGAGAGCUGGACCAGCCACAAAAUGGCCCACUUGGUGCAGUCACACCCCUUCCACAGCGAACAAGAAGUCACAGCUAUGCAGGAGGAGAUCCGGGUCCAGGAGGAGAGUGUGGGGCGCUUCCACAGGAGGGCCUCUGAGAUCCAGGUCUUGUUGCAGAGCAAGGAGCCCCCACUGGAGCUUCAGGUGAUCGAGACCCAGAUGAGGAAGAAGAUGGAGCAGGUGAAGGAGCUCUUCUCCGACCUCGAGGAUGUCUACAGGCACCUGGUGGUGGCCAAGGGACAAGUGGCAGCCAAGAUGGCCGAGUGUCACUCCUCUCUUCAAGGCAUCCAGGACUCACUAGACACGCUCAGUGCUGCCGACGGCCCAAAGCUCCUCACACAGAUUCAGGAGCUGUCUGCACAGCUUCAGACACAGGAAAAGCAGGCGGAGGGCCUCCUGGAGGAGCUACACCUCAUGACCUCCGUGGCCAGCCCACAGAGCUUGCAGAGCCUAGCUGCGGAUGGUGUCCGGCUGCAUGAGCUUGUCUGCGCAGCCCGUCAGCACAUUAGUGAAAUGAGGGUGCAGGCCCAGAGGGAUAUCGAGGCCUUGCACAGUUUGCAGGAGGAGUGUGCCCGUCUGCAAGAGUGGUUGCAAGCCGCAGUGCUGAAGGUGGAGAAAGGGGAGGAGCUUAGCCGCUUGCAGGAGGAAGUAGUCGAACACAGUAAGCACACAGAGGCCCUCAGUGGACACAUAACCACCUUGCAUGGGAGCACCCUAAAGCAUUCCCCCCUCCUAAAAGAGAGUGAGAAACUUCUAGAGCGCUGCUGCAGUCUCCACACCCAUCUGUUUGCCUCCAAGGAGAACCAGAGCUCUCUGACCAGCCACACCCAGGCCUUCCAGACUCUGGUCCAGGACACCCAAGCCUGGGUUAGAGUCUUGCAACAGCAGGCUGACUCUCUGGCCACUGGAGCCCCAUGCAUCCACAGCCAGGCUGAGCAAAGACUACAAGCUGCAGAGACUGUGUUGAGUGCCAAGGCAGAGGGAGAGUCUCGUAUGGAGGAGCUGAAGGAAGCAGGCCAAAGGCUGGCCUACAGACCGGGCCUGGUAGAGAGUCUGAAACUGGACGUCAUGCAGACCGUCAGUUACACAGAGGUGCAGUGGGGAGCCAUUCUGCAGUCUGCAGACCAACACCGCAGUCUGCUGCAUGGUGAGCCCGAGCUCUCCUCCUCUCUUCUGGUCCAGAGGCAGCAGGCCUGGUCCAGAGUGGACCAGCUCCAGCACCAGACUACCCAGCUCUCCCUGUUAUUUCCCUGGCCCGGCCUGGCCCAACACAGGCAGGCUGCCCAACAGGCCCGGGCACUACUGGACCAGGCCACAGCCUUGGGGCCGGCCUUCUCUGCCUUGGGGAACCAGAGGAAGGAGCUAGCCCAGCGCACCAAGGACCCCAAUUGGGAGGACCCUUCCUGGGCUACACUAGAGGAUUGCCAACCCGCCUUGGUCAAAAAGCUCCAUGGAAUGUGUAUGAGUCUUGAGGGAGGCGUCCGUAACGAGGAUCGCUGUGGCCAGCUGGUGCAGGAGUGCCGGCACACAUUGAACUCACUGCAGGAACGGAUGCUGGGUAUUGAGUCCCAGCCCAGAGACUCUAGUUUCCUGGAGACUGAUACAGGGGCUGUGGAGGCUUUGCAGGAGGCCGUGGGCCACAUGGAGAAAGACUUUGUGGAGCUCGAGUCUCUUAAGGACAUCCUGCUUGCCAGCUGCACCACCAAGGGUCAGGCCACUCUGUCUCAAGAGGUCAAAGAUCUCCAGGACCAGAAGGAGGAAUUAGAGAGGGGCGUCAGCUGGCUGGCUCAACUACAGGCAGAGGAGCAGGUAGCCCGACGAGACCAGCGAAUCAGGGAGGAGGUUGACAACCUUCAGAGGGCCCUACAAGGCUCGGCUGAGCGUUUGGGGGACGACCCAGAAACGACCGAAGGAUUCACUGAUAUUAGGCAGCUCCAGCAACGCUGGCAAGUCCUACAGGCUACACUGAACAAUGGGAAGCAACUCCAAGGGACUCUACGUGAGGCGCUGUCACAGCUAGACUUCCUAUUGGACUGUGUCGGAAGGGAGCGGGUGGAACAGUUCGAGAGAAGGGCUGGACAGGCCCUUAGCAACAGUGCAGCUCUCCUCACAGCCCUAGCCCAAUCCCAGGUGUCCCUAGUGAGCACAGAGGUGGAUGGAGACCAUAAGAAACCAAGCAACACACCUGACAAAGCGCCAUCUUGCAGCGAGGCAUCCCUUUUGUCACAACCUGUAGAGGAAGUGACUCCAGGCGGGAUCAAACCUCUUCAGGCUAAUAUUGACUCAACGAAAGGUCCGGAAAAAGAGCAGGCUGAAAGCAGAGUGCAAAGCAAAAGAGCCAUUACCAGAGGAACAAUGGAUGCUGUUAAAGAACCUACCAAGAAAGUGAUGAGCGACACUGAACAAAGAGCAGAGGGCAAAGAAUACGGCAAAGACUCAUUGAAGGCCUGGAGCAUCCAGCCAGCAGAGAUAAUGGUCACAGACAUGGAGGAUGGGGAGAGUCAAAUACAAAUUCCCAUGGGAGAAACCUUAACUCCCAUCACCAACGUUGAUAUCUCAGCCACUGUGGUGGUACCAGAGACCCCGGAAAGAAAGCAGCUAGAGACGCAUGCAAGACCCACAGACAAAUCACAGUCAGAUAACAAAACACAACGCACAGAGUCUAGAGACUGCACUGAGACAAAGAAAGUAUUUACAAUUGUUUUGGACAUGGAGCUACCUCCGUCUCAGUCCAAGGACAUUCAAACCAGGGAGCCUCCUUGUGGUAAUGGCUCAGAUACAUUUAGCUCUGGUGACUUUCCUUCAAAACUGACUGAUAGUUCUGUCACUGAGAGCACCAAGAACACAGAUGGCGGGCGGCGUGUCAAGUCAAAGCACAGGCGGCGGAGGAGGGCUGAUUUUAGGAGCUCAGCGUCCAAGGGCCCCAAAGUGAAGAGUUACAAGGGCCCCUCUGCUUCAAAGAACACGGAAUCAGAGUGGGAGCAAUCGCAGGGCCCCAAAACAAAAGGUCUGAAAUCAAAAGGCCCCGAAUCAGGGCUCACAGAGUCUAAGUCCGCUGAAUUGGCGCACACCGAAUCCGAGUCACUGAGACACACUGAUAACUCUGACAACACUGAACCAGGAAGUGUUGACGAUGACGUAGACACAGACGCUAAAGAUGCCAGACAGACAGAAAUGACAGACAGCCAAAUAGCUGUAAACACAGAAGCCUCUGACAGAAUGAAGGAGACUACAGACAUCACCUGUGCUACAGACAGCAAAGAUAACAGACAGACUGUGAGCAAAGACACUGGAAAGAUAGACACUACUGACAUGCUACAGGUAUGGAGAGCCUUCAUGGAGAAGUUGGGGGUCACGGUCAGCCUCACUUCUGGGUACCGGUCUCAGUCUAAAGGGCUGGUAGAGAGGACCAACCAGGAGCUGGGGAGGUUCCUAAGGAGUCACUGCCAGGACCGGCAGGGGGAGUGGGCCCGGUUCCUUCCAUGGGCGGGAUAUGCCCAGAACUCACUUUGCGUAGAUGGAUUGAAUAGUGCGGGUGAUACCUGGGUGUCCAGCGGCGUGGGAUGUGUGCGCCCAGGUAAACAGAUGAUUCCUCACCUCCGUGGGGACGUAGAUGUGCUCAGGAGGGCAGGUAGCAGGUGCCCUCUCCAGAGCCUGGCAGAUGUCCACAUCUACGUCACAAAACACAGGAUGAUCAGGGGCCGUUCCUCUGCCCCAGUGGACUUCGCGUUGGGAAGCACCGGACGCCGGAUGCCUCUCCUGGCCACAAUAGGGACACAGCCCCAGCUACCUCCGGCGACGUUGCUCUGCUGUGGGGAGGUGUGUGACCCCUAUUUCCAUGGGUUCAGGCUCUGCUCCAAGACGGCCAAAAGAGUAGAGCAAGGUGCGAGGGGCGCGCCGGCAUUCCCAACGAAGGUUGUCCAGACAGGUGGCCAUCGCGAUGAGCGCGUCCAGGGAAAGGUUGUCGUCUCGGCACGCCAACUCCAUCUGGACCUCCUCGCGCAUUCUUCUUCACUGGAGGCUGCCACGGUCCGUAAGAUGCAGGAGGGGAGUGAAGUCAAGAGGAGUACCUCGGUCCAGACUGGGGGGUUGCUAUCCGAAGCCGUGGCGAAGGUGGAGAGAGUUGGGGGAGCGGUGCGCCCGGAGGUCCCGCGUCACAGGUCCACUAUGCAAGGCAUCCUCUCUGAGGUCCAAGGGUUGGUGGAGAGGAAGGACAAAAUCAAGGGAUGCCAGUGGAUGGAGGCGGCUUGGUACCUGCAGCCUUCGCUGAGAAAGCCAGAGAUCCAAAUAGGGCGCACUGUCCUCAGGGUUCUAGGAUGCCGCUACCAGCCAGCCCAGCUCAACCCUGCCAACAUGGCCCAGCAACUGACGGAGGCUGAGGACUGCAGACGCUACGUGCUUGAGCAGGUGGCUGCGAUAAACCAUGUGGUCGGUGAUCCAGAGGACGCAACAAAUCUGGAGGGGCGAUGGAGUGCAGCCCUGUUGGAUGCCUCGGCCACAGUGCAGGUCAAAGAGGCUCAGCUUCACCUGGUCACACAGUACCACAGGCAGACUCAGGCCAUCCGGAGCAUUCUGGAGAGAUGGGCAAGCGAGAUGGAUGAGCUACAAUUGGACACUCGAAGCAGUGCGCUUCAGGCUGAAAAACUACAUACUCUGUUAUGUAACAUUGAACAGCAGAAGGGCAUGAUGGGGGAGCUACUCCAGGUGUGUUGCCAGGUGUCUUCCCACCUGAGUGAAGACGAGGGGUCAGGGGCACUCCUCGCUCAGCUAGGGGAUCUGCAGGAGGAGUGGAGGCUUUUGGAGGGGGCCGGGAAUAGAGGCCUGAGGCAUGCCUCAAUUGGUUCUUCUCAGUCCUCUAUCCUUCUACAAAAGGCUGAGCAGCUGCAUUGCAAGCUUGAGACUCUUCAGAAGUCCAUCACCCUCUUACAGUCCUCUCAAUUGCAGCAUGACACUCACAAAGCUUUAGAGCUGACCUUUAUGACUGCUGACUUGAAAGCCUUCAACCAGCAGUACCUACACCUGCUGGGGCAAUCAGAGGAUUUUACCCAAUUUUCUCUUGGGCAGAAGGAGAAGGAGGAUGUGGAGUGUACUCUUCAGAGCUUGAGCUACUUACUUGCCUCCACUCAGAGGUUGCUCUCUGCUCAGUCAUACUCUAUAGCAAAACCCUCCUUGGCUAAAAUCAUCAAGCAAAUGCAAGACUUGAUUAUCUGGGCCAAGCAGGCGGAAAACCACAUCGCAGCAGGUGAAAAGGUAGCCCUCUUCCCAGAAGAGGCCCGUCUCCAAAUUGCCAGCAUGAGGAAACUUCAAUCUGAGAUUUUGGCAAGGCAUUCCAGGAUGCACUACAAAGUUGAGGACCUGAAAGAACUGAUUUCGGAUGAGGGGGAAAUUGACAAAGUGCUGUCAUCACUGAAGACCUUGAAGGACCUCUACGAAACAGUCUCAGAUAACUCUGCUCGUAUUCUGAAGGAAAUGGAGGCUGUUUUGGAGGAAAGAGAGAAGAUGCUGGUCCAGAUCUCAAAAGUGAACACCUGGCUAGCAGUGGCAUACCAUGAGAGAGAGGUCACCGCAGAUGUAGAGAAUGUGUCCAAAGACACCAUCCCAGAUCUGGAAAGCAAGCUGCAGUUUCACAUGGGUGCCAUCAAGGAAGCAGAAAGACAGCUGGCUGUCACGGACGCCCUUUUGGAGACCUGCAUGGAGGUCUCUUCGGGGUUGAGUUCAGCAGAGAGCCACUUUCUUGUCAACAGGCUCACAGGGCUCCGGACCGAGGUGGAUGAAAUGGUGGCCCACGAGAAAGCAGCCCACUGGGAGCUGGAGGAACUGCUUCACACCCGGACUUCUUCGGCCGAGGAACUGGCGGCUGUCCAGGUGAGCGUGCAACAGAUAUGGGCCGACCUGGAGAGGCAGAGGUUCCCAGUGACAAAGGACUCCCUAUCUGCCAUAGAGCCCUUGACACACAUGCUCCUGGAGCACCAAUGUCAGAUCCAGGAACUCCAGUACUGCCAAGAGGACCAGAAAAGCACCCUCUUGCGUACCAUUGGCGAACUGCAGGAGAAGGUGAAAACUCUCCACCACCACGCCCUGGAACAUGAGAAGUACCUGACCUACCGGCAGCGCAUGGAAGACUCCAGGGAGGUGGCAAAGGAGCGUGCUCAGUGCUCCAAAGACAAGAAAGUCAGCGUGGGGGAAAGGUUCAGUCUUUGCCAGGCUCUCCUCGUGGAACUUCCACUGGUGAAGACCCAGUGCCAGGAUGCUUCCGACCAGCUCGAGGCCAUCGCCCAAGACCUGCACCUAUCGGAUAGAAUGUUGCUCCUGUCGGAGAGGCAGAGGAUCCGGCAAACUGUUGAAAACCUAGCCUCCUGGGAGCUUGCCAUCACUGACGACGUCAAAAACCUAGAGGGAAAGCUGCUGGAGGGUCUCAGAUUCUGCACCGAGCUUCCUGCCAUGAUGGACCUUCUUCAACAGGUCAGGCAGGAGCUGACGGAGUCCGACCCGGUGAAGCCAGACGUGAGGGCCAUCAACAUAGCGCUGCGGAGGUGCUGGGUGAUCUGGAGGAACGUAGAGUCUGUCAUGCGGGUGUUGGAAGCUUUGAGGCAGAGAGAGCAAGUGGAGAUGAGCCAGUGUGGGGAGCUGCACACCCUGAGGAAUGACGUUGUGCAGAAGUGCCACGCAUGCAUGGAGAAUUUGUCCCAUGCUCGGGAAGCCCUGAAGGAUUACCACUGGGCUGCCCAAGGAGUGGUAACCUUCCUCCUCGAAGCCGAGGCCAUGUUCCUGGCACCUCCAGGCGGAUUUGUGGACUGCACAGAGGAGCAAUGGCACACCCAAGAGCCCCUAGCCUCCCUGGGGGAGAGCCUCCAGGUGCAAAUCAGCCAUCUCCUGGAGCUGGCACCCCAGCAGGCCUGUCUCUCUUUCCCCCAGAGCGAGCAGCUCCACAUCCGGGUCCUGAGCCACCUUUUGGUGGAGAGGGCCGCACUCGAGGCCCAGGUUGAGCUCAGGACAGAGGCCUUGCAGAGGUGUGCAGACAGACAAAGCCUCCACAAGAAGUGUCAUGAGGAGGUAUGGCAUAUCCUGAAGAAAAACAAAUCAAGGCUCUCUGAGUGUGCUGCCCAGGAAGUGACAUCCUACACCAACUGUGCUGACCAACAGGAUAGAGCCAAGACCCUGUCGGAGGAGGUGCUGUCUAUAGCUGGGAAGCUGGAGGAGCUGAGGGCGGUGUGCCCACUGCGGGGGUGCUGUGUGGGCUCCGAGGGGGCACAGGGUGCCCUCUGGAGGCGCUGGGCGGCACUGCGGCGCGGCAUCAGCCUCCUCCGGACACGCUUGGAGCAGAGAGGGGCGGAGUGGAGGGACGUCACCAAGAGCAUGGCUCGAUGCAGCAGUGCUCUGGACAAGCUGCAGGGUGAGCUGUCGGACCCCACUGCAGUAAGCUCCGCUCAGGGGGCCCCGAUGGUUCUGCUAGUGCAGACGGAGCAGCACCAGGCUGGACUAGAGCGGGAGCAGCGAAUCCUGGCCUCCCUGGAGCUCCGGCUCUCCCAGCUCCUGGGUGUGUCCAGCCCUCAGGAGGCAGCUAGCCCUGUCCCAGUCUGCCAACGGCUGAGGGACAUGCAGGAGCGCUUUAGGAGCCUGAGAGAGCGGAGCAUGCUGGUCCGGAGCGCGGCGCUUUCAGAGGAGCAGGAGAGGGAGCGCUUGCAAGAGCAGAUCGGAGAGGUGGAGCAGCGAGUAGCUACCCUGCUCUCCAUUCUGGUGUCCCACCCCAGCACACGCCAACUCAAGGAGGUCAGAGUGGAGUUGGGUUCCCUGAGGGCCAGAUUACAGUCCAUCAUGGAGUGUGUCGGGACAAAGUAUGUCGCUGUUACACCUCCUGAGGUGGAGAGACAGCUGCAGGAAGUCACUGGCUCUCUGCAGGACAUGGAGGAGAAGGUUGGCCAAGCCCUGGAGAAGAGCAGCCCACUCAAUAGGCUGAGUAGCAGAAUGGGGGAGAUCCGUGUCGGGCUAGAAGAGGUCCAGACAUUGCUGCAGCGGAAGAGCUCCUCUGUGUCCGAGGCUGAACAUGUGCUAAAGUUUGUAUGGGACCAGCUGGACCAGUGGCACGGCCGGCUGGCCCUCCUGGAGGGCGAGGUGCAGGAGGCAGCCGAGGAGGAGCCGGAGCAGGCCCAACUCCUCAUGGACCAGAUCACCCAGCCACUUCAGCUCUACCAGGACACGGCCCAGAAGGCUGAGCAGCGCACUGCCUUCCUCAGCAAGAUCCCUGCCUGCCUCCAGGAGUAUAACGAUAUAAUCCAUAGUGCUGGCUGCUGGCUAGACGAAUCCCAGUCCUGGCUAGACGCUCCCGGCACCUACACCACAGCCAGGAGCCUCCAGAGCCAGACCAACACACUGCAGAUGGUGCUGGAUGACUCAGAGCGUAUCCGGGCCACUCUGGUGGGCUUCGGACCUGUGUUGGGGGAGAUCAAUGCUGUGUGUCACACCACUGCUAUGGAGGAUAAGCUAGUCCAGACCGAACGCCAAGUCACCGCCAUGCAGCAUAACAUCAUGGGGCCAUUGGACCAGCUGCUGCACGUCACUCCGGAAGUGGAUGCCAUUGAAGCAGAGGUGAAGACAAUGGAGAAAAAUGUGACCAAGAUCAGAGCUAUUUUAUCCUCCGCUGAUACAUUGGACAUCUCACUUGAAGAACACCUCCACAACCGGCAGGUAAUCCUGGCCAACAUCCAGUCUAUGCGGAGGACAGUGGGGGAGAUCGAGGGCUGUAAGGCUGAACUUGGACUACCUCAAGGGGCAGAAGAGACACUGAGUGCUUUUCCCAGAGCUGUGCUACUCCUACAGCCCCUCCAAGAGUUGGAACAGCUGACACAAGAGCAGAGUAGAGCGUUGGCGAAACGCAUACAAGGCCCUCCCUUCGGCAAAUCAGACCAUGACUCCAUCCUCCUGCUUCCUGUUUACAAGCAAAAACACAAACAGGAAGUACCGAAGUGGUUCGACGAAGCGGACACUAAGCUAGAAGACUGCUUCGCUAGCACAGACUGGAAUAUGUUCAGGGAUUCAUCCAAUAUCAUUAAGGAGUUUACCAUCAAUGACUUCCCCACAGGCAACAUGCGUGAAGAGGAUGCCUCAGAAGCAUGCCUCUCUGAGGACGAGGAGGAGUACGAGGAUGAAGAUCAUCACUCAUCAUCCUCUGACACACUCACAUGCAGUUUUCCUGAGGACCCAGACGAGACUCUUAGCCACCAGGAGCUGGCAGAAUCAGUGGCUACAACCACCCAAUGGCUCCAGGAUAGUGACGCUAUGUCUGAAGCCCACACCGCCGCUGUCACUAAGGCUACAGGGUCAAGGGCAGAGGGGACCGGCGGUGGCUUUGGUGGUCUGAGAGAGAUAGAGGUGUGUGCUGCAAGCCUUAGACAACUCAGACACAGAGCAAGUGGCCUUUCCUCUGCCAAUUCAAAGGAAGGUGGCUAUCCCAUGUUGGAUAGAGAGCUCUACACAGCUCUGUGUGGAGCGGAGCAUUCUCUGGAAACACUCACUGGCCUGUUGCUCAGUCCCUCUAUUACCACCGUGGAGGACAGUCAACUAAGACUGCUACAGAUGGAGGCAGGGACGGAGCAACAGGAGAGCCACGUGUGCGUUUAUGAUGAUUUUGAACGUGGACAGAGUGACCCAUUCACACACAUCAAGGAUGUCCCCAUGCUGGAGGUCAGUAACGAUGGUGUGUCUCUGCAGUAUGUCGUUGGUCGGUGUCCCGAGGAUGCAGUGGAGCUACAGCGGGUGUCCCAGGCCCUGCUGCAGGGUUUGGCCAGUCUGGUGGAGCUAGGCAGAGAGCGUCUGGCAGACAGUCAGGACCACCCACCGCACAGCCGCACCCAGCUGCAGACUCUGCUCAGCAGGCACAUGAAGCUGUACCAGGUUAUGGAGUCCCAGCUGGCGUUGGUGCAGCGGCUGUUCCAGUGUAAGCCACAGGGGGGGCUGGUUGGUCAGGAGGAUGAACAGGUCCGGCUGGAGCAACAGGUCAACACUCUGCAGCAACAGGCUCUGGAGCAGGGAGCCACCAUGCACAGAAGGCUGCAGUGGGAGGAGGGCUGUGUUCAGCUGGGCCGGCUGCUGGAGAAGCUUGAAGCCCUCGUCCCCUGCGAGGGUCCCGUGGAGGAAGAAGAGGGACUGCUACAGGAAAGACUGGACACCUGUCAGCAAGUGCUGGCCCUGUUGGAGGAGUGCAGGCCUGCCCUGGGCUCGGUCCUGGACCAGGGGAAGGCUCUGCAGGCCUGGGGAUGCAGUACCGUGGUCGGCGGCACAGGAGGAGUCCUGGAGCUGCGCUGGCGGGCUGUCCGCAGCAAGGCAGAGCAGGAGAGCCAACGCAGCCGUGACAUAAGGGACAACUGGACCAGGUUCCACAACGACUCUGUGUCGCUCACUGGAUGGAUGGGCAGUGCUAAAGAACGCCUGAAGACAUGGAGAAGUCUGCCCGACGCCACACCUCAAAACGAGGACCACACUCGUACUUACCUCAUCCAACUACUGGAGUUUUCAGUGGAGCUGGAAACCAGGUCCGCUGAAAAGGCCUCUGCGCUCAGGGCGGGCACAUUGCUACUGCAGCUGAAGGAGGCUGAUGCACCGGGGCUGCGCAGACAGCUAGCGCAGCUGGAGCAAACUUGGACCGAAGUCACGUCUGCACUUCCCAUAGCCCAGGAGAGACUGCGCCAGCUCCUGCUGGAGAAGUGGCCACCAUGCCAGGUAUUGUCAGGCCUGGAGGCGUGGGUGAAGGACACAGAAGCCAGGCUGGAGGAUCAGGGACAGGCCACCAUCAAGGCCUGCCAUGAUGCAGAUCAGCUCAGACACAUAAUCCAAUACUACCAGGGGUGCCAGGCAGGCAAUGCCAGCGGGCAACUCACCCUGGAUUUCCUGUGCCAGUCCGGACCGCAGUCAGUGACAGCGUCGGAUAACUCUGGCAGCUGCUCUGAGGAGCGCACACUCUUUGCCGAGCGAAUGGGUGCCCUCAACUUAAGCUGGCUCCUCCUAGAAGGGAAGCUGGGCAGUCAAGUGUGCCAGGCUGAGGAGCUGUUCCGCAUCUGCGCAGAAAGAGAGAAGCGACUGCGACGGGUGCUCAGCUGGACUGUGGGGCAGAGAGAGAGGCUGAGGGAGUGGCAGAGACCUGUCAGUCAGACGCAGGUGGACAAGGCCCUGCAGGAGUGGGAGGCUGUGGAGGAGAAACUGAAAGACGUGUGUGUGGAGGUCGAGGAUCUGGUCCGCGACACCUGGUCUGCAGACACAGUCACCCAGGUCUGCACAGACUUCAACCAACAGGUUGGGAGCCUGAGGCCUGUUCUCCAGCGGUUGCUAGUUCAGUGGGGCCAGUUUGAGAAGGAGCUGGGUGAUGUUUCAUUCUACACCACUAAGCUGCGCUGUGGUCUGGAACACAGCAGUGGUCCCUUCCUCUCCUCCCACCAGGUCAAAAGGCAUGUGAAGCAGCUACAGUGCCUCCAGGAGGAGGCUGGGAUGGGGGCGGAGAUGUGGACUGCUCUGGACCAGUCGUACGCAGGCCUGUCGGACGCUAUCAGUCCUGGAGCGGCCCAACUCCUUAUUGAGAGACUUGAGGAGGAGAGAACACAGUGGAAGGCGCUAGUGCAGGAGGUGGAUGAGGAGCUGCUGAGAACUGGGGAUCUGCUGUCGUUCUGGGGGGAGUACAACCGUCUGUACGACCAAUGCUCUGUCCGCCUGCAACACCACCAGGAACAGUGGGGGGCGCUGCUCAGCUUCCUGUCGACACCAUACCACUCCACACAGGACCUGGUCGAUGCCAUCAAGCAUCAGCAGGUUGGCUUUGAGGAUGUUCAAGGCAGUCUGGGCGAAGUCCUGGAAGCCUCCAAGCCUCUGAUUGGACAGGCGGAGCCAAUUGUCGCUGCCAUCGUCCAAUCAAAGUCCAUGUUGUUGUCACGUGACCUCGUGCUACUGGGCCAGGCGUUGUCAGGGAAGCGUGCACGGCUUCAGGAGGAUUUGGAUCAACGCCACACAAUUAGCAGUAGUAUGGAUUCACUGGAGCUGCAGACCGAGGCUUUGCGUCACAUGCUCACUUCUGAUGUCUGCAGCAUGGACAGUGUGAAGACUGCUCUGAUGGCGCUGAGCCAUCUGCGUCCUGCCCUGGAUGACCUCACUGAGGCACGCCUUUCUGUGACCCUGGAUGGCCUGGAAGCAGAUAGACUGAAGUCCCUGACCAGGAAGUGGGCGCAGGCCCUCUACUGCGCCUCCCAUAUGAACAGGCCUGACCUCACCCUAAAGCUCGCCCAGAUGAGAGAGCGAUGGCAGCGGAUUGUUAGUGUGGCACAGCAGCGAAGUAGCCUGGUGCAGGAACGGCUGGGCCAGUGGCAGUUCUACACCCGGGGUGUGAGGAGGCUAGGGGGGCUGCUGAGAGAUGUGGAGACCUUACUUCCUUCUGCUGCUCAGGCCCUCUGUACUCUGCAGCAGCUACCAUGUUCCCUGGAGGACUUGGGGCGUGCUGAAGAGACUCUCGCCCAACACAACGGCUUCUACAGACACACACUAGAGACAGGCAGGCUGCUGUCCUCCAUGGCAGAGCUACAGACACAGGCCCAGCUACAGACAGAGUUACAGACCUUGCAGGAGUCCUGGGACCACGCCAGGGAGCUACUGGGAGAAAGGAGAAUCCUACUGGAAACUGUUGUUCAGAAUUGGGGCCACUUUCAGGUCAGACUAGUCGACAGCGCACACAAACUGGAUGAGCUCAGGGACAGGCUGAAGCAACCGCUGCCAGAGAGGCUGGAGGAGCUACAGGGUGAAGAGAAGCUCACAGAGGAAAACGAGGCCUCUCUGGAGUUGGGGACUGGUGGAGUGAAGGAGUUGUCCACCAUGAAGACGGAUCUGUCCCAGUACAUCUUGGCCGGGGAUGCUACCCUACUACAAGGACAGGUGGAGCAGCUGCACUGCCAGUGGGAGGAACUCUGUCUAAAGGUAUCCCUACGCAGGCAGGAGAUCGCCGACCGGCUCAGUGCCUGGACCAUCUUCAAUGACAAGAACAAGGAGCUGUGUGACUGGCUGACCCAGAUGGAGAACAAGGUGUCGCACAGCGGAGACCUCAGCCUCGAGGAGAUGGUGGAGAAACUGAAGAAGGACUGUAUGGAGGAGAUCAACCUGUUCAGUGAGAACAAAAGCCACCUCAAGCAGCUGGGGGAGCAGCUGAUGCUGGCCAGUGACCAGGCCAAGCAGGCCCAGCUCCACGGCACCUUGAGGGACGCCAGGGACCGUUGGCAGCAUCUCUUCCACCACAUAGAGGCCAGGCUGAGGAAGCUGAAGGAGACCCUGGGUAUGGUGCAGCAGCUGGACAAGAACAUGAGCAACCUGCGAUCAUGGCUGUCCCGCAUCGAGACCCAGCUGGCCAGGCCCGUCACCUACAACGUGUGUCACCAUGAGGAGAUCCAGAGACGGCUCGCCCAACAGCAGGAGCUACAGAGGGACAUCGAGCAGCACACGGAGGGCGUGGCGUCCGUCUUGAGGCUGUGCGACAUCCUGCUGCACGACCAGGAUGCGUGUGGUGGAGGCGACGGCGAGAAUGACUCCAUCCAGCAGACCACCUGCAGCCUAGACCAGCGCUGGAGGGCUAUCUGUGUCAUGUCCCUGGAGAGGAGGCUCAGGAUCGAGGAGACCUGGAGGCUGUGGUGUAAGUUCCUGGAUGACUACUCGUGCUUUGAGGACUGGCUCAAGGUGGCCGAACGCACGGCAGCCAACCCCAACUCUGACAACGUUCCGUACACAGUCGCCAAGGAGGAGCUCAAGAAGUUUGAGGGCUUCCAGAGGCAGGUGCAGGAGCGUGUGACCCAGCUGGAGCUGGUCAACAACCAGUACCGCAGGCUGGCCCGGGAGAACCGCACAGACGGCGCCAGCCGCAUCAAGGUUAUGGUCCAUGAGGGCAACUGCCGCUGGGAUGCACUGCACAGGAGGACAGCGGCCAUCUUACGCAGGCUAAAGCAUUUUACGGGUCAGAGAGAGGAGUUUGAGGGGACCAGGGAGAGCCUGCUGGUGUGGCUGACGGAGAUGGACCUGCAGCUCACCAACGUGGAGCACUUUUCAGAGACAGACACGCAGCACAAGAUGAAGCAGCUCAACUCCUUCCAGAGGGAGAUCACCCUCAACACGGAGCGCAUCGACGGGCUGAUUGUGUUCGGUGAGGGCCUGAUCCAGAGGAGCUCUCCGCUGGACGCCGCUCUCAUCGAGGACGAGCUAGAGGAGCUACACUCCUACUGUCAGGAGGUGUUUGGCAGGGUGGUCCGCUUCCACCAGCGCCUCACGCAGCCACCGGUGUUGAAGGAGGAACCGGAGCUCUUCAGUGGGGACAAGCCCCUGGAGGGGAGCUGCGAGCUGAUUGGCCGUUCCUGGCUGGGGCGGAGCCAGAGUCAGGGGAGUGCCCCUGCCACACCCACCCACCUGUUGGCCCCUCCCCUGGAGUGUUCGGGCCGGGAGACACCCGUGAGCGUGUGCGACUCCAUCCCUCUGGAAUGGGACCACACGGGAGACGUAGGAGGAUCUUCGUCCCAUGAGGAGGAGGAGGUUGAGAAGAAAGACGGGACCUAUUACAGUACUCUGUCAGGUAAAAUACAUUGGCGCUCACCAGGCGACCCGGACAGGAAGUCCCUCCACCUGGACUCUCCUGACGGCCUAGACCCCUCACCUACACACACUAGCACUCCCUUCAAACAAGGCUACGUGCGUCUGAUGUCAGAGUGCAGUGGUAGCAUCAAAAGUGUCAAAAGGGUCUCCCUGAUCCUGGAUGAUGAGGAGCAGCCCGAGGAACAGGGCCUCACUGGCCUGACGACCGCUGACAAACAAUCAGGGGUGAUCGAGCGUUGGGAGCUGCUGCAGGCUCAGGCCAGGAGCAACCUGCUGUCUGGCCUGCGGGAGCCUUGCCAGUUGACCUCUGACCUGCGUGACAUCACUUCCUGGCUGGGGUGGGUAACGCCGGAGCUGGAGAGAGUGCAGGUUCGCGAGACCCCCACCAGCAUCCAAGACAUGGAGGCUAGGGUCAAACAACUCAAGGAGAUGCAGAAGGUAUUUGCUCACUACAAGGCCGUCAUGCUGUCGCUUAACCUGGGCGGUCGUGAGUUGGGGGGGUGUGACGGUCCGGAGGCUCGGGAGCUAGGGGAGGGCCUGGCUAGUAUGAACCAGGGCUGGAUGCUGGCCUGCACUGGCCUGGAGGAGUGGCAGGACAGUCUGCGUACCACUGUCAUGCGCUGUCAGGAGUUCCACGAGACGCUGCACUCCCUGCUUCUGUGGCUGGCCCAUGCCGAGAGCAGGCGCUACGCCGUCGACAUCCACCACCCGGACACGCCGCCAGGCACGCUGUUGGAGCACCGCAACACACUCACUGGCCUGCAGAAUGAGUUGCGGGCGAGACAGAGCCAGGUGGGCUGGCUCCAGGGGCUGUGGAGCCAGCUGCAGCCAGCGGAGGAGGGGGGGGGGGAGGAGAGCGUAGAAGCUCGGGAGAAGCUCCACGUGACAGCCAACAAACUGUGGACGCUGCUCCGCCAGGUGGCCCACGACCUCAGCGUCGUGCAGGAGCGCCUGGACUGUGGGACUCUAUCUGCAGGUCCGGCUGCGGCUCGAGCUGCAGUUGAAAGUGAGGGCAGAGGGCAGGCGGAGGGAAGCCAGUCCCCGUCUAAUGCCAGUCAAGAGGAGGGCACCAAUACCACACCAACCUCAGCUGGCAGAAGGGGGGAGAAGAGGGACCCAACCCCACCUCGCUCCUUCUUCUACCGCGUGCUGCGAGCCGCCUUCCCCCUACACCUCCUCCUCCUCCUGGUCCUAGUGCUGGCCUGCCUGGUGCCCCUGGCUGAGAACGACCACAGCUGCACACUGUCCAACAACUUUGCCCGCUCCUUCUACCCCAUGUUGCGCUACACCAAUGGCCCACCACCCACCUGAUACAAACACUGACAUGCGUGGCCUGCUUCCAAAG
Messenger RNA from Salvelinus namaycush (lake trout), 21772 nucleotides. RefSeq names its product nesprin-2-like. Lineage: Eukaryota; Metazoa; Chordata; Actinopteri; Salmoniformes; Salmonidae. The coding region runs from base 1 to 21738 and encodes 7245 amino acids. The record is from RefSeq and is a predicted model, not a curated record. The transcript is spliced from 107 exons. Gene Ontology annotation, cellular component: membrane. Gene Ontology annotation, molecular function: protein binding; nucleic acid binding.